Aspergillus nidulans FGSC A4 is the source of this 816-nucleotide messenger RNA. Its product is annotated as SDR family NAD(P)-dependent oxidoreductase. The record is from RefSeq and is a predicted model, not a curated record. The transcript has a single exon. The coding region runs from base 1 to 816 and encodes 271 amino acids. NCBI's taxonomy places the organism in Eukaryota, Fungi, Ascomycota, Eurotiomycetes, Eurotiales, Aspergillaceae. Gene Ontology annotation, molecular function: oxidoreductase activity, acting on CH-OH group of donors; alcohol dehydrogenase (NAD+) activity.
AUGACACAAGCUCCAUGGUCUCUGGCACGCAAAACCGCUAUUGUUACCGGCGGAUCGCGAGGCAUCGGCCGAGCUAUCGCAAUCCAUCUAACGUGCAAGGGGCUCAGCAAGCUGGCGAUCACAUACAUCAGCAACCUCGCAGCAGCGGAAUCAACGCUAGACGAAUGCCGAAAAAACGGACUUGGGAUGGGUAUCGCGAUUAAAGCCGACCUCCUUGAUCCAAACAUUGGCCAUGGUCUCGUUCAGCAAGCGUUAGCUGGCCUCGAAACACCAACCAUCGACAUUCUUGUCAACAACGCCGCCUAUCUCGAUCCAAGCGAGGCGGCUUCUGUUGAAGAACUAACGCUCCCCGUCUUCCAGAAGGUGAUGCAGGCGAACGCUUUCGCGCCAAUUUCUAUAAUUAGCGCCACAAUGCCCCAUCUGCCUGUCUCCGGUGGGCGCGUUAUCAAUAUUUCCAGCGCGGCAGCUAAGUUGGCGAACCCAGGUCCUGUUAUGACUUACGGCGCAAGUAAAGCCGCGUUGGAUAGCUUUACUCGCUCUCUAGCUGCCGAAUUCGCUACGGACAAGGCGGCCACAUUUAAUACGGUUUGUGUUGGUCCGACUGUUACAGAUGGGUUUCAUGUCGUUGGGAAGUUGUACCCUGAGGGUUUUAUGGAGGAGCUGGCGAAGGCGUUCACUGCGGCACAGAGAGUUGGCAUGCCCCAAGAUAUUGCGUUCAUUGUUGGGUUCCUUGCGGGGGAGGAGGCAAGAUGGGUGAAUGGGGCGUGUAUGAGCGCUAAUGGGGGGUUUCGCGAGGUUCUUCCAGCUCUAAGUUAG